Oncorhynchus kisutch (coho salmon) is the source of this 3479-nucleotide messenger RNA. RefSeq names its product transmembrane and coiled-coil domains protein 1. The transcript has 7 exons. NCBI's taxonomy places the organism in Eukaryota, Metazoa, Chordata, Actinopteri, Salmoniformes, Salmonidae. The record is from RefSeq and is a predicted model, not a curated record. Gene Ontology annotation, cellular component: endomembrane system. Bases 549 to 2522 code for a protein of 657 amino acids.
UUGUACUUCUUGGCGGAAGAGUUGCAUGGAGUAGUGUCACAAGCCAAACCAUUUUAAGGAAGAAGUGGGCUUUUUGAUUUUGUCAAGGUACUAUUUUUUUGGGGGGGGGGGAUUUUCUUUUUACCUUGUUUUUUCAACCCCAUCCAGUUUGUGGCGGCAAUCCACUUUUUGGGGUUGUUGUCCGAAGAAGAUUUCUUGAACACGCUCUUUGACGUCAUCGUGGCAAUGCUGUUCCAUCCGGAGAAAUGAACUGGCAUCAUCAGCACAAUCCUCUCAGCGCCUAUUGAUUUUCCUCUCAUGUUGACCACCUCCUCCGCAGCAGCCAACCCUGAGCUGUGAGUCAGAAGAGAAGCUGGACGGAUGACGAGCAUGACUUUGAGCCAGUCCGCAGAUGCAUGCAUGUGCACAGGGCCCAGUGCCAUCCCCCCUGCUUCCCGGCUUUGAAGCUGCCUCUGAGAGGGGGUGUGGCGUCGGGACGUAGCUAGACCCUCGCACCCCCAGUGUUGGCCGUGUGACACUGUGGCUGAGCGUCAGCCUGGCGCCCCCUGAUGGAUCAGGCUAGCAGUGAGCAGAGUCCUGAGGAGCCGGAGGUGGGCCGAAGGGCGUCUGAGUCAGAGCACGGCCUGUCCAAAAUCACCCAUAAUGCACUGGAAAACAUGGGCGCGCUGGGCCACGGCCUGAAGCAGCUCUUCCAGCCGCAGCGCCGCCGCUCGUCCGUCUCCCCGCACGACGCCGCCACCUCCGUCUCUAUGGGUGGGCCUGCCCCUGAGCCCCCGGACGGUGGGGGUACAGAGGUUGGGGACUUUCCCGCCCCCGGUCCGGACUCUGACCCCCACGCUACUUCCUCCACUCACCCUGCAGCUCUGAGCCGCGUUCUGCAGCAGAUCAGAAGCGCGCCCCCAAUGAUAAAGCGAGGGACCAGCCUGCAGAGCCGCCGCAGCAAGACUGGGGGGACUGGGGACCCCCCCCAGAAAGGCAGCCCCCAGAUCCACCGGAGGAGUACCCAGGAGGUGAUGCUGCUGCAGGAUGGCCGCCCGCGCUCCUCCUCCACCACGGACACGCUCACCAGCCCCACCCUGGCCGACAUGCUGCUCACAUCUGGGUACCACUCCACUGAGGAGCCUGACCAGGUGAGUUUAACCCCAACCGACAUGCUGCUCACAUCCGGGUACCACUCCACUGAGGAGCCUGACCAGCUGGAUCGUCUGGACGGCUCUGGCCCGGCCAUAUCGCCCAACGCUAUUUCCUAUGGAGCCGACAGCUACGGGCUGGACUCGGUGGACAGCACCCCAGACCCCCAGCGCACAAAACAGGCCAUCGCCCAGCUGCAGCAGAAGAUACUCAAGCUCACAGAGCAAAUCAAAAUGGAGCAGAGGGCCAGAGACGACAAUGUGGCAGAGUACCUGAAGCUAGCUAACAACGCAGACAAGCAGCAGAGUGCCCGCAUUAAACAGGUGUUUGAGAAGAAGAACCAGAAAUCAGCCCAGACCAUCCAGCAGCUGCAGAGGAAGUUGGAGCGCUAUCAGCGCAAGCUGAAAGAGGUGGAGCACAACGGGAUCCCCCGUCAGCCCAAAGACGUGCUCCGAGACAUGCACCAAGGCCUCAAAGACGUGGGCGCCAAGGUGACCGGUGGCCUCUCCAGCUUCUCCCACGCCACUCACUCUGCAGCUGGGGCUGUGGUGUCCAAGCCCCGAGAGAUCGCCUCCCUCAUCCGCAACAAGUUUGGCAGCGCCGACAACAUUUCGUCCCUGAGGGACUCCCUCGACGAACCCCAGGAGGAUGGUCACGGUCUGGUGGGGGCUUCCAGCCCAAAGUACGGCAGUGAGGAUGACUGCUCUAGUGCCAGCUCUGGCUCGGCAGGGGUCAACAGCGUCCCCGGGGGCCCGCCCAGCUCUAAGGGUCUUAACACCCUGGACCCCGGCCAGUCAUUGAGCUUGGACACGCUUCUCCACGAGGUUCAGGAGCUCCGGGACAACCAGGGUCGGCUGGAUGAGUCGUUCAACAGCCUGAAGAGUCACUACCAGAGAGACUACACCAUGAUCAUACAGGCCCUGCAGGAGGAGAGAUACAGGUGUGAGCGUCUGGAGGAGCAGCUCAACGACUUAACAGAGCUCCACCAAAAUGAGAUCCUCAACCUGAAGCAGGAGCUGGCCAGCAUGGAGGAGAAGAUCGCCUAUCAGUCCUACGAGAGAGCUAGAGACAUUCAGGAGGCGUUGGAGGCAUGCCAGACGCGGAUCUCCAAGAUGGAGCUGCAGCAGCAGCAGCAGCAGGUGGUCCAGCUAGAAGGCCUGGAGAACGCCACGGCCCGCACCUUGCUGGGCAAGCUCAUCAACGUGCUGCUAGCCGUCAUGGCCGUGCUCCUGGUGUUCGUCUCCACUGUGGCAAACUGUGUGGUGCCCUUGAUGAAGACGCGUAGCCGCACCUUCUCAACGCUGCUCCUUGUUGUCCUCCUCGCCUUCCUCUGGAGGAACUGGGAGGUCAUCUCCCAGUACUUGGACCGCUUCCUGUUGUCCCCGAGUUGAUCUGCAGGGGGGCCUCAAUGAACGACAACAGAGGUGCGGGGCUCUCAUAACAAUCAGGGAUGGUGACGCAGGGCCUGGCGGGACGAGAGGGGACUAACUAACCCAUGCAUUGCCUCUGCAACUGUAGUGGCUUAGUGGAAAGGAGGAGGAGCCAGGAUACCUUUCUCUCUCCAAGGAGUGAAUUUGUUUACAGGUGGAAGAUGUUUAUUGCAUUAGAAUUGAUUCAAGUGGUAUUGAAUUUGUUUCUUGAUAUUGCUAUCAUUAAUGCAGAUGAUUGAGGGCUUUCUCGUGGCUGGAUUUGGAUAAUGAACAGCUGGCAUUUUGCUGAUCCACAUGGCUAGUGUCGUCUUUUGCUAUUCCUUUUCUCUUUCUCUUACUCCGAUGUCUCUCUUCUCAAUCACCCCAGUCUGCUUGUCUUUCUGGGAGGAUUGAUAGACUAACUACAGUACACAGUUGUGGACAAAAUCUUUCUGGAUCAAGCAAUUGAUGGGUUCUCGAGCAGUGUGUUUUAUAUGGACAAGCUGAACGCAAUGAUGGGCCUGAUUGGAUAAGGACGCUAAGUCGGAAUAUGCUCAGCCCUGUUGGUCCUGCCCCCUGCAGAGAUGAACAUACUUGAAGAGCUGUAAAAAUGCUCAGACUGUGCUUCCAUACCAUUUCUAUUAGUGACAAUAAAAUAGGACUUAUUUAAAAAAAAAAAUGAAAGAUGGACUGGUCCUUGAGUCAAACCAUGACUGGGUGAUGUUUGUUUCCUUUCUCAAAUCGAGGUUCACAGCACUGUUUUAUAGAUCUCCUGGCUGACUAGAGAAUUUGAUCAAACUUCCAAGGAAAAAAGAACCAGCAGCACCCCAACGCCUUGAUCACACCAAGUGUCACUGCCCAAAAUGGUAUACAGCAUCUGGAUGUGCAACAUUCACCUACCAUUUAAUGCAUACUAUUUAUAAAUGCAAUGCAAAUGCA